UAACAGUGCCCACUUCACUGACUCCGUAGAAGAGUCAUGCUCUAGGUUCCUGAGAGAGAGAGAUAAACCCACUUCGCUGACUCCGUAGAAGAGUCAUGCUCUAGGUUCCUAUGAGAGAGAGAGAGAGAGAGAGUCCACCUAUAACAAUUGGUGAAACCAAUGAAACCAUUUCAAAGUUCCCUGGUACCUUCAAAAGCCAUUACUCGAUUAACAAAACAAGCUUGUGUUGCUUUGCUGGAGAAUUGCAAAUCCAUGAAAGAACUGAAACAAAUCCAUUGCCAACUCUACAGAAUAGGACUGGAUCAAAACAAGGAUAUAGUGAACAAACUCAUGGCCUCAAAUUCCAGGGAUCUCCCUUAUGCCGAGAAGAUUUUCUGCCAAAUCAAAAACCCACAUUUGUUUAUAUAUAACAUCAUGGUCAGAUCAUUUGCAAAGCAUGGAAAUUUCAAAAAAAUCAUGUUUCUCUAUCAUCAGAUGAGAGAGGAAGGCAUUUUCCCUGAUAAUUUCACUUACCCAUUUGUGCUCAAGGCGAUGGGGUAUUUGCAAGCAUUUGUGGAGGGAGAAAAAGCUCAUGUUAGUAUUAUAAAAAGGGGGUUCGAAUUCGAAUGCUAUGUGAGAAACUCUCUAGUGGAAAUGUAUUCUUCCCUGAAAUGCAUUGAUAAAGCCCGCAUUCUAUUUGAUGAAACUCCAAAGAGAGAUGUGAUUUCUUGGAAUGUGAUGCUCUCGUGCUAUGUCAAAACCGGAAGCUUCAGUGAAGCAGCAAAUCUUUUCAGACUAAUGGAACAGGACCAUAUAGAGCCGGAUGAGGCCACUCUGGUCACUGUUAUUUCGGCCUGUGUUUACUUAAGAAACUUGGAUUUGGGUAAGAAUAUCCACUCUUAUAUGGAACAUGAUGAGAAGCUUAGGCACAGUAUUUCUCUCUCUAAUGCUUUGAUAGAUAUGUACUCCAAGUGUGGAUGUAUAACUGCUGCACGGGUCUUGUUUGAUGGUAUGAGAGAGAAAACUGUCAUCUCAUGGACGGCCAUGAUUCAUGGGUAUGUGAAUUGCGGUGAUUUGGACAAUGCUCGCAUGCUUUUCGAUAGAAUCCAAGAGAGAGACACAGUUCUGUGGACUGCAAUGAUCAACGGUUAUGCUCGGUUUAGUCGAUUCAAUGAAGCAUUGGAGCUCUUUCAAGCAAUGCAAAUAUCGAAACUAAAACCCGACAAAUUCACAAUUGUAACUAUUCUCACAGUUUGUGCUCACUUGGGGGCUCUAGAGCAAGGAAAAUGGAUCCAUAACUACAUUAAAGAAAACCAAGUUGGGAUUGAUGCUUUUGUAGGAACGGCCCUUGUUGAUAUGUAUGCCAAAUGUGGUUCCAUCGAAGAAUCGUUUGAAGCUUUUCUAAGCAUACAAAACAAAGACACAGCAGCAUGGACAGCUAUGAUUUGCGCGCUAGCAAUGCAUGGACAAACAUCGAGGGCCUUAGAUUUGUUUUCAGAGAUGAGAGACAGAGGCACAAGGCCUGAUGAUAUAACUUUCAUUGGUAUUCUCAGUGCUUGUAGUCGUGGAGGUUUGGUGGAGGAAGGAAAGAAGCUUUUCGCUUUAAUGGAAAGAGAGUAUGGAAUUGAGCCUAAGGUGGAGCACUAUGGGUGCAUGGUCGAUCUUCUUGGAAGGGCUGACCUUCUGGUUGAGGCUCAAGCAUUGAUAGAGAAAAUGCCAAUUGCUAGUGAUACUCCCUUAUGGGGUGCCCUUCUUAGUGCAUGUAGAAUUCAUGGAAAUGUAGAGAUGGGGGAGUGGAUAGAAAAACUAAUGCCUGAGAUUGAAUGUCAUAAUUCGGGAUUACAUACACUAGUCGCCAACAUAUAUGCAGCUGUAAAUCGAUGGGAUGAUGUGAACAAGGUGAGGAGAGAAAUGAAAGAUCUUGGGAUUAAGAAAGUACCUGGUUGCAGCUCUAUUGAAGUUAAUGGAGUUGUUCACGAGUUCAUUGUUGGAGAUACUUCUCACCCUCAGAUGAGAUAUAUAUAUUCCUUAUUGGAUGCAAUGGUUGGGAGCUUAGAGAAGAAAGCUGAACAAAGAAAUGAAAGAGAAGACUUGAUUAAAUUAUGAGCCAAACUUUCAGUCUCUAAUUUAUGGAAGAUUAGCAGGCACUCUAUCUUGCUGAGUUGGUGAUGAUUGUGCCACAAUUCUUUUUCAUGUCUUAAGAGGAACUUACGUACAGACCAUAUUGUUGGGGAGAGUCAAUUACAAAAUAGGAUCAUGUUUGUCUCAAAUUACGGGCAGCAUGCCUUCCUUUCUAA
Messenger RNA from Amborella trichopoda, 2276 nucleotides. RefSeq names its product Pentatricopeptide repeat (PPR-like) superfamily protein. Gene Ontology annotation, molecular function: protein binding; RNA binding. The record is from RefSeq and is a predicted model, not a curated record. Lineage: Eukaryota; Viridiplantae; Streptophyta; Magnoliopsida; Amborellales; Amborellaceae. Gene Ontology annotation, biological process: RNA modification.